CCCUCUACCAACAGGAAGUCAUCAGAGGAGUUUUCGUGAGACGAAUUAUAUACUUGUGGCGCCAGGUUAUUGCCUAGGAAAUGAGAUCGAGACGAUGAUUGGUUGAUCUCAUAACUUCAACAGCAGCGUAAUAUUGACGUCUCUGACCUCGUGACAUGCAAGCUCUUCUCUAUGGCAGAGGGUGGCACAGGCGAACUCAUUAUGGGGACGGACGAGGAACGGCAAGCGCUAGUCAACCUUCUCCUAGACUUGUCCUCGGAGCUAGGCCAUAGCUGGAAGGACAUCGGGCGCAGACUCGCCAUACCGGAAGCAAAUCUUCAAAACUUCGAGUCGGACUAUCCGAAACAAAGAGAAAGAGGGUACCAGAUGCUGCUUCAAUGGCGUCAGAUGACUCGAAACAAGGAUCUGGUGAAGACACUUGUCCAGGGAUUACAGAGCGUUCAGCGCUUGGACCUGGCUGAUAAAUAUGGCCCUCGAUUUGAAGCUCUCUUUCCCAGUGAAAUCGAGUCGGACGCCGCCUCACCAACGGCCCUUGAUGCCAAAGAGACGCGAAUGGUAGAACACUUCAAACAUCACUACAAGACACGAAACAGAGUUCCCAUGGUCCCUUGGGCUGGAGAGAAUGGAAACAUCGUGACAGUUGAUCUAAGCAGGGUCUACACCAAUCUGGAACUUCUUUUGGACAUCGAUAGUCCAGAUCUUCCAAUUCAUUACCGACUCAAUUUAGAUGACUUGUUCAAGGAUGUAAAAGCAUCGGAUGGAAACGACAAUGAAAUCGAUGGGUGCGAGGAGACACUAGCAACAUCAUCUACUCGAGUUGUAGCCAGAGGUAGAACAGGCAGCGGAAAGACAACUUUCUUGUUGAAGCUGUCAAGUGACUGGGCAGAGGGUAGGACAAGCCCCGUGAAAGAUGCUGUAGCUGUUUUCCUCUUGCAGCUGAGAAAACUAGACCACACAAGCAAUUUUGGAGCUGCUGUAGUCGACCAGCUACUGCCUAAGAAAGACUUCACGCCGCAGUUCAUUGAAGAGUUCGCUGAAAAGAACCAGAAACGUGUUGUGGUUCUGCUAGAUGGCUAUGACGAGUUCAAAGGCAAAGGGUUGGAUCAGAAGAACUGUGGGAACAUCGUGAAGAUGUUGAGGAAAGAAUACCUACCCUUUGUUCAGAUCUUGAUCACGACUCGCCCUGGCAGAGUGGGAGACUUCAUUAAACUGGAAGGCCACUUCACCAACGAAUACAGACACUUACAGAUCACAGGGUUUUCAUCACAAGACAUCGAUGCAUAUGUCAAGAAGAUUUUCAACAGUCGGCCAGAACUUGGAGAGAAACUACUUGCCUACCUCGAAGAGAACCAUCUGAAAACAGAAUUGGCUUUCCUACCUCUGAUGUGUUGCGCCUUCUGCCAGUUGACAAAACUGACCGAUGGAAAGGACUUCAAAGAUAUGAACACGAUUAGCUCACUCUUCGACAAGCUCGUUAAGUGUCUCCUGAAGUAUCAUCCGAAAUCCAAAGAACAGAUGUCCGGACUUCGGAGAUUGGAUACUACUGAAUUAGAUGCGACAGAGGAAACUGGAGAUGAAGUCUUUCAAGCAUGUCAAAUUGAUGAAGACGACCUGAUUCUUCAGCUUGGAAAGGUAGCAUUACAGGGCUUCGUCAGAUCCGUUGAAGAUGAACUGAUCUUCAGCCUGAAAGACUUCAAAGACUGUAAGUCAGGUGCAAGAGAAGUCGUUGCCAUGGGUUGUAAGGUUGGUAUCCUGGUCCGAGACGAAGAAGCAGAGUAUAGGCCAACACUCUACCAAGAUCUAGAGAUAAACAAUGAAGACGGAGUGGUUGACUCGCACAACAUUACCUUCGUCCUCAAGAUAAUUCAAGAGAAACUUGCUGGCAGUUACCUUGCUCAUCUUUCUACCGGGAAUAAGGAGAAGCGAUGUUUCUUCCAGAAGUGUGUUGAGGAUAUCAGAACCCUUCAACGUGCCACGGAUCUUGGAAAUGUCCUGAUGUUUGCAAGCGGUACGAAUGAGGAGGCAGCUCGUACCAUCAUCAACCAAGUUGUAAGUCUCAUGAAAUCCGAAGAGGAAAACAUCAAACUCUUCAUUAAUGGAAAGUUGCGCUACUCAGAGUGUAACCGUGUCCAGAAACUCAUCGAGUUUUGUCUACAGCUUAACUUUGAAAGCCAGAGCAAAGGUGAACUAAAUGAUGUACUAGCUCCAUUCAUGUCUGGCUGCAGUCGUCUCCGACUUGUCGGAAUCUCUGGCUACGUCACAAAGUCACUCGGGUAUUUUCUCCAGCACGGCAGGGGAAUCUCCAUCAAGUCGCUCGAGCUCAUUCGUCUGCACCUGAACUCUAGUUCACAGUUUCGAGAAUUCCUCGACACGUUCCCUGGCUUGGAGAACGAGGUGUCGGAUUCAAUGAAGAGGAAGUGGCGAAGGAGAAAGAAACAGAGUGAGGAACCCCUGACGGAAGAAAAGAGAAGAGCGAAGUUAAGAGAAGGAGUAACCAAAGGAAGAGUAAUGCCAAAGUACCUCCUACAACGUCCUGAUGAUACUUUCCUUGCGGUGUUGCCCCUUUGGGAACAGGUCAAUCAGAUGCAGAUGAGCGAAUGGAAGUUAGGACCUGUCAUUGACGGUUUGGAGCGCUGUCUUGUCGAAGAGCUCAUUCUGAAUGGGGUCAAAGCCAAUCCUGCAGACUGGGAAAGGUUGUUCAAGAUGUUCAAAAAUCCAUCUUUUACGUGCCUGAAAAGAUUGACUCUCUGCAUGAAUGGCAUAAGCGAUAAGUGCUUUGCCAAGCUCAUACCUGGUCUUUCCUGUCAAUCUAACCUGACUUACCUGAAGUUGUCAGGAAAUGAAGUAGGACCUGACUUCCUAGACGCCUUGGAAGAGUGUCCAAUGAUGGAGAACCUUGAGUUCCUUGCUCUACAGGAGACUGGUAUGGAUUCAGAGAACAUUGAACAACUUGGAUACAUUCUCAAGCACUUCCCUUCACUUUCUACCCUGGACAUUGGGUGCAGCCCCUGCUCUGAUGACACCUCCAUAAUCAGCAUACUAGACGGAGUACAGCAUUGUCCACAACUGACUAGACUUAUGAUAUCUCUGCAUCACGUCACAGAGAAAGCCCUCAAUCAUCUCCAGACGAAGGUUGAUACCCUUGCUCGUUUGAAGGAACUUCACCUCAUCCAUUCACCAGUCCCAGAGAAGGUCAUCGCGUGUGCUACAGGAAUCAUUCCAGUCAUGCCCAAUCUAGCAGAUUUGAGGAUAUCAAGCACACCCCCAGACAAGACCAAGCCACAUAACAAGGGCACAGCAAGGGUCUCGUGUGAAGUUGCUGAUCUCUUCUCGACAGCUAUCCUAGCGACUCCUUCUUUGAGGUUUCUGAGCAUCCUCUACACCACCUAUGGACCAGACAGCUUUGUCAACCUGUUGGAAAAGAGUUCAGAAGCAACCAAAGCAGGACUGCAAACGCUAAGGUUUUCCAAGGCAUGCAUUCCAGAAGAAGAAGAAGUUCGUCGCCACGUACGGAAGGCUGAGGAGACAUUUCUCCGUAUCUGGGUUUGAGUGAUCUUUGAGAGCAUUUGAUAUGGUCAAUGAUAAUUUGUAAAAUUUCAUUGCGGAUGUUUCACCUUUUCCCCUUUUAAUAAUCUAUGACUUGCUUCAAAUUUUUGUUUUCACAAUCACGGCACUUUCACGGCAGAGUCAAUGUAUUUAUGACUGCAAGGCUCGUGUGUUUAAAAAAGAAGAGAGUGCACAUCAAUGCAGUUUUAUCAGAUCUUUACUGGCUGUCUGUCAAUUCAGAGGAUCUUCUUCAAACUUGAAGUUUUAAUGUUCAAAACACUUGAUUCUUCUUCUUUCGAGUCCAUCAUCUGAUCUCAAAUGUUCUGCCAGGCUUUUGCACACUGGAGAAGCCUUCUCAUUUGCUGCCACUAGAUCUUCCAGGCCACAGCAUUGGUCAUCUAGGAGUGGGCAUCUUAAUACGUGUGAUAUAGAUUGCACGGAUGUUCCACACUCGAUGUUGGUGUCUGUGUCUGUGUCAUCAGUGUAUCCCCUAUGUAUGCAUGUUGUAUUUGCAUCGCCUUACCCCUGUGCGAAUCCUAUUAAGGGACUUCCACGUCUUCCAGUCACAUUAUGUGGCUAUAGGUGGCAGCUGUUCCUUGGUCGGGAUUGGUAGCUUUUCAUGGUGAUGGUUUUCACAGUGUUUCUCUUCCCACAAUAUCACUCUGGUUGAAUGAGGAUGUGGUGACAGUGGCUGGACUGUAUGAAGGGACAGUGGCUGGACUGUAUGAAGGAAGCUCUCCCUUGACUUCAGGCGGGUAUAGGGGCAGGUUGAUGGGAGUAAAGGGGAUGGCGGGUGUCCUCAACUUGUCUGCUGCGUUCAGUCCUACUUGCAACUGUUCUGCGGACAUCAGACGGAGCAAUGGCGGCCAGGAUGUGCAAGCUGUUUUACACAUUCGUGGGCUUGAGGCAUCAACUUUCUUUGCAUUGGAUGAUCUUUCUCAUACAGGGCAGGCAUAUUCUGCUGUAGAGUAGCACAACGCAAGAGCAGUUGACCUCAGCGUGAAGGAAUUUGCACCCCAAGACCAGUUUGCCAGUUUGCGUAGGAGGUUGUUCCUUGUCCCGACUUUACCCUUCACCUUUUGAACAUGCUGUUUGUAUGAAAGGGUUCGGUUAACAGUGAUUCCAAGGUAUACAGGGUUAUCGCAGUGUUUCAAUGAGACACCGUUCUAUUUCAGGGACAGCUGCCUCCCAGCAUUGUGGUUGUGGAGAUGGAACAAGCUAACCUGGGUCUUGACAGUGUGAGCCUUCAGAUGGUUGUUGUUGUAGUAGACUGCCAGGUUGCCUAGGGCUGAUGAAGGAGUGGCUUCUAUCUUGUCUAUGUGGGAACUCUGGGCUGCUAUGCCAAGGUCAUUAGCAGAUAAAGCUUCUUGUCCCUGGGUACACUGGCUUGGUCGUUGGUGUAGACAUUAAAGAGUACAGGAGCAAGAACCAGCCCUGAGGUAGACCAUUCCUUUGUCUCCUCCAUCUGCUGCGCUUCCCGUUGAGCUCAACAUAAAAGCGUCUAUUUUUCAGGAGCAUUUGGAUAAGCUUAGUCAGAUGGGAGUCCUUUGACAUGGUAUAGAGCUUGUCGAGACGUAUACAGUGAUUCACAGCAGUGUCGUAGGCAGCUGUCAGGUCGACGAACUGAUAGUGAAGACCCAUACACCCCAGAGCUCCAGAGCCUACUUCUUCGCUGGACCUAAGCUGUGGAAUAGCCUUCCACAAUCUAUAUAUCAGGAGCUCUGAAUCUUUGUCAACAUUCAUAUCAUCCCUCAAGCCUUUCCUGCUCCCAGCUACGACAUCAUUUUAAAGAAAUAAUUAUGACGACAAAGACGGAAAAUAAUCUCAAUUUCAAACACUGAGCAAGAACGUUGAAUUUGUGAGACAUUGUAGAGCAAACACAAUGAGCGCCCUCUAUAGGCGGACACCGGUGGACAUCAUCAUUAUUUAAAUGGCACAUGAUUUAUUUA
This is a messenger RNA of Strongylocentrotus purpuratus (purple sea urchin), 5495 nucleotides long. RefSeq lists its product as uncharacterized. The coding region runs from base 172 to 3549 and encodes 1125 amino acids. Lineage: Eukaryota; Metazoa; Echinodermata; Echinoidea; Camarodonta; Strongylocentrotidae. Gene Ontology annotation, biological process: signal transduction. The record is from RefSeq and is a predicted model, not a curated record. Gene Ontology annotation, molecular function: protein binding. The transcript has 5 exons.